AUGUCCUACCUCCAUGCGUCGCCGGCGGCGCUGCCCGCCGAGCUCGUGCCGCUGCUGCUUGCGCCGCUGGCGUGGCUGCCGCACACGCUGGCCGCCUGUGCGCGCGUCUCGCGCACCUGGCGCCACUAUGCCACGCCGCGCCUCUACCGCCACAUUGCGCUGCGCGACCAGACGCGCCUGCGCAGGCUGGUGAGAUGUCUGACGGAGACGCCAGAGCUGUGCAAGCUGCUGCAGGUGCUGGAGAUCCGUGUAUACCCCUUCGGCUGGCCGGCCGAGGCACUCGAGCAGCUCGAGGCGGAGCUCUGCACCAUCCUCACGCGCGCCACGAACCUGCGCCAGCUGGCAUGGACGCGCACCGGCAGUCUCAACGACCGCGUGCUGCCGACGCUCGGCAAGAUGCCGGCGCUGCGGCACCUCGAGCUCACGGGUGACGCGCGCACCUGGUCGCCCGCGCUCCUCGUCAGCUCGCUGCCCGUCGAGCUGGAGGCGUUUUCUGUCGUGCUGCCCGAUCGCAGCCUUAUCGAAGCGCUUGAGGCAGUCGUGACGCGCUGCCCUCGACUGCAGAGCCUGAGUCUGCUCAUGCAGCACUCGGCGCUGCUCCUCGACGAGCAUCUGCAACGCCUGGCGCCGCACUUGGCCUCUCUGACGCGUCUGCAUCUGAUGGGAGCACGCCGUGUCACAGCCGAAGGCGUGCUGCCAAUCCUGAAGCAUGGGAAGCUGAAGCAGCUCGCACUGGAGGGCCUGAACAUUGACCCGAACAGUCUCGAGAGCUUCGUGCCGUCCCUGCAAGACCUGCACGCUCUUUCCCUCACCGUGCCCGCCGCACGGACGGCCCCGCGACACGACUUCUUCCGCGAGCUGACGGCUGUCUGUGCUCGGCUGCCGCUUCUGAGCGAGUUGACAGUAUACGUGAGCAGCAACAACACGCCAGGCGACGCGGAUGAGGACGACUCGGACGAUGAGGCAGUCAAUGUGCCGCAGCCGGCACUCUCGCUCACUGAUGAGGAGAUGCUCGACGAGGAGGCGCCGGGCAUUCGACGCACGCGCAGCCGCCGUGGAGAGGUGCGCGCGCUGACGGCAGCUUGCAACGGCCGCCUCAAGAAGCUGCGCAUCCAUCGUGUGGGCGUCGCUGUGCCCGAGCUGCAGGCUAUGGUGCGCCUGCUUUCGCACGUCGAGAGUCUGGUGGUGCAUCUCAGCAACGUCGACAACCCAGAGCUGCUGCCCGAGAUCUUUGCACAGCUGCCGCAGCUCCGCGAGCUGCACCUCCUCGCCGACACGUCCGAAGGCACGCUGCUGGACAGCGCCUGCCUGCUGCGCCUGGCGCGCGCCUGUCCGAAUCUCGCGCAGCUCGGCUUCCGCAAUCGCGUGUGGGACGUGGAUCGCGUGCCUUGGACGCGCUCCGGCGAUCCCAUCGCGCCGCCUGGCAUCGACCGCCACACCACGGGCGUGCGGCCGGCCGACGCUGGCCUCGACGACGCUGCAGCCGCAGAGGCCGCCGACGACGAUGACGACGUGAGCAGCCGUCUGCGCGCCUCCGCCGCCGCUGCCGUGCCCGUGCUGCGCCCGCUGGACAUGUCCUCGGCGCGCUUUCCCGAGGUCUUCCUCGUCACGCUGUACGCCGACGGUCUGGCGCUGCACGAGAGCGACGAGGCAUUUGGCGCGUUCCAGCGCACGCUUGGCUCGUGGGAUCGACGGCGCUGA
Tilletiopsis washingtonensis is the source of this 1701-nucleotide messenger RNA. RefSeq lists its product as hypothetical. The transcript has 8 exons. The record is from RefSeq and is a predicted model, not a curated record. Lineage: Eukaryota; Fungi; Basidiomycota; Exobasidiomycetes; Entylomatales. Bases 1 to 1701 code for a protein of 566 amino acids.